This is a messenger RNA of Xenopus tropicalis (tropical clawed frog), 3000 nucleotides long. RefSeq names its product novel protin similar to armadillo repeat containing 1 (Armc1). Gene Ontology annotation, molecular function: metal ion binding. NCBI's taxonomy places the organism in Eukaryota, Metazoa, Chordata, Amphibia, Anura, Pipidae. Gene Ontology annotation, cellular component: mitochondrial outer membrane. The record is from RefSeq and is marked provisional.
GGCAGUGCAUGCGGAGAUAGGUGAGCGGCAGUCAAGAUGAAUGCUGUGUCUGUUGUCACCCACCUUAGGGACCUGGCCUCUGAUCCACUAAAUAGAACAAGCAUUGUAAGGGAUAAGAGUUGCCUUGCUGGUCUCAUCCUCUUUCUGAGUCAUCAAGAUGAGUAUGUGGUGGAGUCUGCUUUAAAGGCAUUGAUCUAUCUUUGUGAGGAUCCUGCUCAUUGUGGAAUAAUCAGGAACGAGCUUGGCAUGAUGGAGAGUCUCGAAAACUUAAAAAAUAGGUAUGACAUUGAUGAUGAAGUAAAACAACUUGGAAGACGUAUUCAGAUUUUAUUGAAUCCCCCAGCCCAUAUGCAUACUCCAGAAACAAACGGCAAGAAAAAUAAACCAUGCUUCUUUGCAACAAGUUGUAACAAAAGAGCUAAAACUGUAACUCUGUAUAUCCAUGGACUUUGUGAUGCAGAGAAGAAGCAUCUAUGUGAAGAAGCACUGCUGAAAGUGAAAGGUGUAAUAAGCUUUACAUUUCAAAUAGCCAUGCAGAGGUGCACUGUUAGGGUAAAACCAGACCUGGAAACUGAGUGUUUAGCAUCUGCAAUAGCUGAAACAAGAGUGCUGAGGGCACAGCAGGUUAUAAGAAGUGAAUCUGGGAAUGAGAUUUAUGUUCCACUCCAUGAAAUGAAUGUGACGGUUGAGAAGAACUUAUGCUUGCCAGACUAUUUGCCUGAAGAGGUCAGCCCUCAAAAAGACCUUGAUAAAGCUGUGAUACCCACUGGGUCAAAGAAUGAUUGUCAAGGAAGCUGGAUUAAUGCUGCAACUAAUUUUCUUUCAAAAACAUUUUUCUGGUGAUUUUACAAAUGAAUAUAGAGCAAAUGUAAAUAUGUAAGAUUUUACUGUAUGUCUCUUUAUAUGUUUAAACACUAAAAUCAACUGUAAAAAUAUUUUUGUUUUUUUAAAGUGUCCUCCAUAUUGGAAAAGAAAGUAAUAGACAUCAUUAAAGAAGAAUUUGUUUCAUAUGUAUGUAUGUAUGCAUUUAUUCACAAGAAAGCAAUUAAAUAUUCACAACUUGUAAGCAGUAGAAAAGAUGUGUUACAGGUCCAUAUUAAGUGUUCUUUAUUUAUUGUCCCUUUUAAAUAUUGCUUCACAUCUUGGGAAUCUAUAGACACAGAGUACUUUAUACUAAAGUAUAUAAAACUGACAGUUAAUCUUUCUGACAUGUAUUCUAUGUGCAAUAAGAGAGAAGAAAACUUCACAAUUUAAGAAAAGCCUUUUUACUGAUUAAGAUUAAGAAUAUGAGACAAGAGUUUAAAUAUUGCACCCUAGCGGAGUGGGGUUUUUCUAAGACAACAAUUGUAGUGGAUGGAAGAAACAUGGGAGCUACAAGGCAUUUAAGAAUAAGAGUGUCCUAAAGGAAGCUUGUUUAUCAUACACAGACACUACAUACAUGCAUUUUUUUCUUUCUUUGAGGUUUAAAUACAGCUAUAUAUAUAUAUAUAACCAUACAAACAUAAUGUACAGGUACAUAUACUCUCCCUCCCUCUCCCUCUAAUGAACCAUGGGGAGCUAAUAUUUAGGGGUCUUACAAAUGGACAUUUUAUCUCAUGUCAGUUCAAAUGCUUGUUGAACUAAUUUUAUUUUAAUACACGAGUAAGCAUGUUAUGAGGUCAAUAUGCAUUAGAUCAUGUUGUGCAUACAUUGUAUGUGCUUAGACUCAGAACAGUAACUUGUGAGAAGGUUUACUGGUGAAUCCCACUGGAAUAAAACGCUUGCGCAUGUGCAGUAGAGUGAAAAGCCAAACUUUACCAAGAAAGUCGGCUUAUCACUCUACUGCGCAUGCGCCAGCCCAGGGAUUUCUCCAGCAGAAGAAGGAGGAAGCGCUCGCUCAAGGUACCCCGGGCUGGUGUUGUUUUCUCCUAACAGGGGCACCAGCCCGGGGUACAAGGUAAGCGACUAACAUUUUGGCACCCCCAAGUGACUUAGCCUUUCCUUCUCCUUUUAAAGAAAGAUAGCAGUAUUUGUUCUUGAGAGAUCUAUUGAUUAUAUCUUAGCCCCAUGAGAUGUGAUUUUCAUAUGUGUUUGGGACCAUGGUGCACGGAGAUAACUGUCCUUUUUGUAUAGUAGAUACGUUUUUUGAAGUUUGAAUAUGUGUAUGAUUGAUUUGUGCACCAAAUAUGUGUGAUACUGCCGACUACUUGCAUUACUAUGUUGUUUAUUUAGGGUCACAAAAGUAUCAGGUGGAUUACUCCUAAGUACUUAUUAGAACUGAUUGUCAUGGCAGUACUGUAUUUUUACUUCCUACUAUAGAUGCAGACCUUUAGAUAUAUUUAUAUUUACAUAUGUGGGCAGAUAAAAUGGAACAAACAUUACCAAUUUUAACAUUAUAUUAUUCUAUGUCAAACAUGUAUUUAUAAAGCUAUGUAAUGAUGUUAGGGAAUCAGAGACUGACUACAAAAUCUAAUUCUACCUCAUGACUAAAGAUCUAUGUGUAUGUAUGUAAAUAUAUUAGGAUAUUAUGUCUAAGCAUAAUACUUUAAAAAGUACAAUUCAUAAUAUUUUCUAUGUAUUUUUACACUGACAAACUACAGUUCCUAUCACUAGGUGGUGUAAGAAUAUCACAAAUAUAAUGUUUGCAUGUCUUUCUAUAUCUCUAUUAGCAGCUUAAGGAAAAAAUAACGACAACAUAUAGGGGUUGAAUUACCAUCUAUCUAAAGUGGUACUAACGCAAACUGAUUAAAAUUAUUUUUAAUUGUUUAAAAUUACCAGAUAUUUCCCGCCCCGAUACAGUUAAUUUUAGUGUGGAAAAUAAUUGUCCAGUUUGUUACUAUUUGCAUUAGUAAAUAACAAUUAGGAUAGUUGUGCAUGGACACCCUGUCUAAUGAACUAGUACAUAUAUACUUAAAUACCUGCCUUUAAUAAAGGUGAACUAGAUUAAACUGUGGAUUCCUCUACUAAAGACAGCAUCUACAUUUUUAAAAUUUGAAUAAAACCAAAAAUGGCGAAUCCUUA